UCAAUGCUUUUAUUACUUUGGCAGUUGAUUUAGUUUUGCUUAUGAAAAAUUUGGAGUUUUUGCUAGACUUUAACGUAAUUAUUUGUAAUUGUAAUAGUCCCAAUUAAGACCGAGUAAUAUAAUUAUCUUAGCCUUUUUAGUAGCUACUUACCCAAAUAAAUCGCAGGUAUUAUCCUCAAUUUAUGAAAAAAAUACAAACCUAAAAAAAAGAACAACUGAUGCUAAUGCGGAUUGAAAGAAUUGAUACAUAUGCAAUAGGUUUAAUCAUUAUAAAUGGAUCCAAACAAGAUUAAACUAGAAUCUGGAGUACAGUUACUGGCAAGAUUGAUAAAAAAAUCAAAAAUCGAAAACUUUUAUCCAGUUCUAUUUAAAUCUGGACCAAAGUUUGGCGAAGUAAUUGAAAUGUUUAGCAAUAUCAGCUUGUCCACACUUCUUAUAGAUAUGAUUUGUGAAGCAUUAAUACCUAUCAAAUUAGGUGGUGCUCAAUUAAGUAUUUUAAUAUUUAAAACUGAUGGAGAUUUCAAUUACGAUGCGUUGGUAGAAUGUCUUCGAAAAAAACUUGAACAAUUUAAAAGUUUGUUUCACGAAACAAUGAGUAAUUUACACAUAUUAGAAAUUUAUGAUGCUACUCAAUUUUACACCACCAUGUAUAAUUUGGAAAACAUUUUCACAGAACAUUCAGACAUUUCUUUAAUUAUAUUUGAUACACUAACAGCAUUUUAUUGGUCCGAACAAGGCUUUAAAAUAACAAAAAUGGAUAUGUAUUUAAAAAAUGUACUUAAAGUUAUUCAGGAAGUUAUGAAAGAUUAUAAAAUAACAGUGAUUUACACAAGACCUGAAUAUUUUAAUUCAAGUAAGGAUACAAAUCUGGAAACAUGUGUGAACUCUAAUACAGAAGGACUUGAUUAUCGCAUACAAUUAAUAUUUGAGGAAGGUGUAUAUAAGGUGAUUGUGAAAACAUCUCAAUUGAGUAUAAAAAGACAUUUUAUAAUAUUAGAUAAUAAAAUUAAUUGGAUUUAAGUUCUAUGAAUAUAAAUAAU
Messenger RNA from Galleria mellonella (greater wax moth), 1040 nucleotides. Its product is annotated as DNA repair protein XRCC2-like. The coding region runs from base 274 to 1020 and encodes 248 amino acids. Gene Ontology annotation, cellular component: Rad51B-Rad51C-Rad51D-XRCC2 complex; replication fork; centrosome. Lineage: Eukaryota; Metazoa; Arthropoda; Insecta; Lepidoptera; Pyralidae. Gene Ontology annotation, molecular function: four-way junction DNA binding. The transcript is spliced from 2 exons. Gene Ontology annotation, biological process: double-strand break repair via homologous recombination; DNA strand invasion. The record is from RefSeq and is a predicted model, not a curated record.